Rosa chinensis is the source of this 1944-nucleotide messenger RNA. Its product is annotated as metal transporter Nramp3. Lineage: Eukaryota; Viridiplantae; Streptophyta; Magnoliopsida; Rosales; Rosaceae. Gene Ontology annotation, molecular function: cadmium ion transmembrane transporter activity; manganese ion transmembrane transporter activity. Bases 144 to 1670 code for a protein of 508 amino acids. Gene Ontology annotation, cellular component: vacuolar membrane. The transcript has 4 exons. The record is from RefSeq and is a predicted model, not a curated record. Gene Ontology annotation, biological process: defense response to bacterium; positive regulation of reactive oxygen species metabolic process; metal ion transport.
CGAAGAGAAUAAAGGCGGAGAGGGACUCGUAGCUUUGCUCCGACCUUCAUUUUCUCUCCAACACCGAUAAAGCUUCAACCGAGAAUCCAAUUCGCUACAGUGACGCUCCACCGUACACUCGCCCGCAGAGAAUAACUCCCACCAUGGCUGCACAGGAGCACGAACAGCCGCUUCUCGACUCCGAAGGCCGCGACCAGUUGGAAGAGACAGCCUACGACUCGGACGACAAGGUCCACAUCGUCGGAAUCGACGACGCCGAUGACGGCUCCAGAACGCCGCCGUUUUCAUGGAAGAAGCUCUGGCUGUUCACCGGGCCGGGGUUCCUGAUGAGCAUCGCUUUUCUCGACCCGGGAAACCUGGAGGGCGAUCUUCAGGCCGGAGCGAUCGCCGGGAACUCGCUGCUGUGGCUUCUGAUGUGGGCGACGGCGAUGGGGCUUUUGGUGCAGCUGUUGUCGGCACGGCUCGGCGUGGCGACGGGGCGCCACCUGGCGGAGCUGUGCAGGGAGGAGUACCCGAGGUGGGCUGGGCUUGUGCUGUGGGUGAUGGCUGAGCUGGCGCUGAUUGGGGCGGAUAUUCAGGAGGUUAUAGGUAGUGCGAUUGCGAUUAAGAUUUUGAGUAAUGGGGCUUUGCCGCUUUGGGCUGGAGUCGUCAUAACGGCGUUGGAUUGUUUUAUCUUUCUACUUUUGGAGAACUAUGGCGUCAGGAAACUGGAAGCUGUUUUCGCAGUUCUAAUUGCAACAAUGGCGCUAACAUUUGCCUGGAUGUUUGGUGAAGCAAAGCCAAGCGGCAUUGAACUUCUGCUUGGUAUUCUGAUUCCGAAACUUAGCUCCAGGACAAUCAAGCAGGCUGUUGGAGUUGUGGGGUGCAUUAUUAUGCCUCACAAUGUGUUCUUGCACUCGGCUCUUGUACAGUCGAGAGAGAUUGAUCUCAGCAAGAAAGGUCGAGUUCAGGAAGCUCUCAAUUACUAUAGCAUUGAGUCCACCAUUGCUCUUAUUAUCUCCUUCGUUAUCAAUCUGUUUGUUACCACCGUGUUUGCCAAGGGUUUUUAUGGUACUGAACUGGCGGAUAGUAUAGGCCUUGUAAAUGCAGGGCAGUAUCUUCAAGAGAAGUAUGGGGGUGGUUUGUUCCCAAUUCUUUACAUUUGGGCUAUCGGUUUAUUAGCGGCUGGCCAGAGUAGCACUAUCACAGGUACCUAUGCAGGGCAGUUCAUCAUGGGAGGUUUCUUAAACUUGAGAUUGAAGAAAUGGAUGAGGGCAUUGAUCACAAGAAGCUGUGCAAUCAUUCCAACUAUAAUUGUUGCUCUAGUGUUUGAUACAUCUGAGGACACAUUGGAUGUUCUGAAUGAGUGGCUUAAUGUGCUUCAGUCAAUUCAGAUUCCUUUUGCCUUGAUUCCCUUGCUUUUCUUGGUGUCAAGCGAGCGAAUCAUGGGAUCUUUUAAGAUUGGCAAUGUUCUCAAGAUGGUUGCAUGGCUUGUGGCUGCACUGGUGAUGGUGAUCAAUGGCUAUCUGUUGGUGGACUUCUUUUCUAACGAAGUGAACGGGGUGUUGUUUGGCUGUGUAGUCUGUGCCUUUACUGCAGGAUAUGCAGCGUUUAUAGUCUACCUUGUUUUCAAGGGAAUCACCUUUCCAAGGUGGGGCAAAUCAAAGAGUGUCACUGACACACUGAACUGAGUAAUCAUUAAAACUAAACUCAGUCGCAAGAAAAUUGUGCUGUAUACUAUUGCCAAAUCUCCAACUGUCAGGAGUGCAUAUAAACAGAGCGGUUGCUGAUUAAGAAACAUAAGCUCAUUGUUUCUUCUGUAUUAUAGUUGUGUUGUAUUCAGAGAAUAGAUUAGAAAAGCUGGUCAUCCUACUGAUGCUUGUGGUAGCACAAUAUCAACAUGAUAGACAUUGCCUUGGACACUGUACUAAAUUUAAAUCAUCAAUGAAAUAUCCUUUUGGCAUC